Molecule: messenger RNA, 624 nt
Organism: Hordeum vulgare subsp. vulgare (domesticated barley)
Lineage: Eukaryota; Viridiplantae; Streptophyta; Magnoliopsida; Poales; Poaceae
Product: histone H3.2
Exons: 1
Coding region: 59-469 (136 amino acids)
Cellular component (GO): nucleosome
Molecular function (GO): protein heterodimerization activity; structural constituent of chromatin; DNA binding
Source: RefSeq, a predicted model, not a curated record
UCCACCCCCAAAUCCAACACCGCCGGCGAAGCAUCCAGGCCCAGACCCCGCCGCUCCGAUGGCCCGCACGAAGCAGACGGCGCGCAAGUCCACAGGCGGCAAGGCGCCGCGGAAGCAGCUGGCGACCAAGGCGGCCCGCAAGUCGGCCCCGGCCACCGGCGGCGUGAAGAAGCCGCACCGCUUCCGCCCGGGAACCGUCGCGCUCCGGGAGAUCCGCAAGUACCAGAAGAGCACGGAGCUGCUCAUCCGCAAGCUCCCCUUCCAGCGCCUCGUCCGGGAGAUCGCGCAGGACUUCAAGACGGACCUCCGCUUCCAGAGCUCCGCCGUGUCGGCCCUGCAGGAGGCCGCCGAGGCGUACCUCGUGGGGCUCUUCGAGGACACCAACCUCUGCGCCAUCCACGCCAAGCGCGUCACCAUCAUGCCCAAGGACAUCCAGCUCGCCCGACGCAUCCGCGGGGAGCGCGCCUAGGUUCUCGGUCGCCGCCGGUGAUGCUAGGUGGUUGUUGUUACCGGCUGACGAUCCGGAUCUUUGCCGGGUUCUUCUGUUGGCUGGUGUUGAUAUGAUGUGUCCUCUUGUCUGUCCCGAUGCUGGAAUGAAAUGGCAAUGAAAAGUUCAGUUAUCAU